This is a messenger RNA of Pundamilia nyererei, 2040 nucleotides long. RefSeq names its product IKAROS family zinc finger 4 (gene ikzf4). The record is from RefSeq and is a predicted model, not a curated record. Gene Ontology annotation, molecular function: RNA polymerase II cis-regulatory region sequence-specific DNA binding; DNA-binding transcription factor activity. Gene Ontology annotation, biological process: regulation of transcription by RNA polymerase II. The transcript is spliced from 8 exons. Bases 274 to 2013 code for a protein of 579 amino acids. NCBI's taxonomy places the organism in Eukaryota, Metazoa, Chordata, Actinopteri, Cichliformes, Cichlidae.
AGCAACCGUUUAGGAAACACUGGCAGUAGUGGCUAGCUCGUUAGGCUAGCGUUGGUUUGUUAUGCUAGCGUUAAACACGACGCCGAGGAGUGUCCAAGUCAGCCCUAGUUAAUUAUUGUCACAAGUCAGCGCUAUCUACUCGCAUCGCCGCGCAUGUUACUUAAUUCCAACUUUGCUCCGUGCUUUCUAGCAAGCUGUCGGUGAUGGCACACCGCCGUAACGUUAAAGUGUUAAGUUUAGCUAACUUGGCCAACGUAUUCAGUCUGAACUAGUAUGGAUGUUGAUGACUGCAAUGGACGGUCUUACAUAUCAGCAGGUAGUGGAGACUCUUCAUUGGAAAGAGAGUUUUCUGGAGCUCUUGGAGGUCCAACAGUGAGCACCCCAAACAGCAAGGAAAACUCUCCCAGUCGCUCCCUCAGUGCCAACUCCAUUAAAGUGGAGUUGUAUAGUGAUGAAGACCCAGGUCGGAGUACUGAAGAUGAGCGAGGAGAGCGGGUGGAGGAAGGAGGUCCAGAGCAAGGUUCUGAGGCUGUCACAAGCUAUAGAGAGCUCACCAAUUCUGAAACUAUGCCAAGUGGAGCCACCAGACUGCCAAAUGGAAAGCUCAAGUGUGACAUCUGUGGAAUGAUCUGCAUUGGGCCUAAUGUGCUUAUGGUGCACAAACGCAGCCACACAGGUGAGCGACCAUUUCAGUGUAAUCAGUGUGGCGCGUCCUUCACUCAAAAGGGAAACCUACUCCGCCACAUCAAGCUGCACUCAGGGGAGAAGCCCUUUAAAUGUCCCUUCUGCAGCUAUGCCUGUCGAAGACGGGAUGCACUUACCGGCCAUCUUCGCACUCAUGCAGUGUCUUCUCCAACUGUUGGGAAGCCGUAUAAGUGCAGCUAUUGUGGCCGUAGUUACAAGCAGCAAAGCACUCUGGAGGAGCACCGUGAGCGCUGUCAUAGCUAUUUACAGAGUCUGGAUUUCCAGCAGCCAACCAGUGCACCAAAUUCAGGAGAGGAAAUGAGAGAGCUAGAGUUUAUACCAGAUCCUCUACUGCAGCCAUCCUCAGACAAGAUGGCAUUUAUCGAUCGGCUCGCCAACAGCAUCACCAAACGCAAGAGAUCCACGCCACAAAAAUUUGUAGGGCAGAAGCACAUACGCCUCAACCUUGCAGAUACACCUUACGAGCUCACUGCUAGUUUGGAUAAAGAUGGAGACAUGCACCCAGUGGACCUUGAUGCCCCACACUUUACUGGUCUGGGAGGAGAAUAUGUAGGUGUUGCAGGUACUGGAAGAGGACGGGUAUCAGACACACUCAGAUCCUUGCACCUUCCCACCAGUCACUCUUCAAGUUUAUCAGAACUCAGGCCGAUUCACAGCUUCAGUCAUGCUCCUGUUCCCCUUGGGCCAAGGUUAGAUUGCACAGGGGCAGGAGCUGGCCUGGGAGCUGUGGGUGUUGGGAGCAGGGAGGCAGCAGAGGGUCACGAAGACCUGCCUCCGGGUCGAAAUCACGCCCCUUCUCCUAGCAAUGGCUGCCAGGAUUCUACGGACACAGAAAGCAUGGCAGAUGAGCCUUACAACAGCUGUGCUCCGACUCCGACUUUGUACAGUAACAACGGCCAUCACCUCCUCCACUCUAACAACCAUAACCCAGCACCUCCACCCAUUGCACACCACAGGAGUCGGGGCAGACACAGCCCCAGUCAUGCCAAAGACCGGGAGAUGAAAAGAGAGGAUGGAGGCCAUUCUGCUCUCCCUCCUCCCACACAUGCUCCAACACCGAGCUCACCUACGGCACCCUCUUCUACCUCCAAGGAGACUUUUCGGGUUGUAGACGGGGAGGGGCGAGCUGUGCGCUCUUUCCGCUGCGAGCACUGCCGCGUGCUUUUCCUGGACCAUGUUAUGUUUACAAUCCACAUGGGUUGCCAUGGUUUUCGGCAGCCUUUUGAGUGCAACAUCUGUGGCCAUCGCAGCCAGGAUCGCUAUGAAUUUUCUUCGCACAUUGUCCGUGGAGAGCACAUCUUUGACUGAGAAUAAAAGGACAGCCUGCUGCCCUUA